Stegastes partitus (bicolor damselfish) is the source of this 652-nucleotide messenger RNA. It is a transcript of the gene lsm5, whose product is annotated as LSM5 homolog, U6 small nuclear RNA and mRNA degradation associated. The transcript is spliced from 5 exons. The coding region runs from base 1 to 405 and encodes 134 amino acids. Gene Ontology annotation, cellular component: U6 snRNP; U4/U6 x U5 tri-snRNP complex; Lsm1-7-Pat1 complex. The record is from RefSeq and is a predicted model, not a curated record. Gene Ontology annotation, biological process: mRNA splicing, via spliceosome. Gene Ontology annotation, molecular function: RNA binding. Lineage: Eukaryota; Metazoa; Chordata; Actinopteri; Pomacentridae.
AUGUUUAAAACAAAAGUUAAACCAAAAAAACGAUGUUCGACGAGUCAUUCGCGUUUGAUUGCUUUGGUCUGGCUCCUGGCGUUCUUGUAUCGAUUGGUUCCGCCUUCACCGGAAGUCUUCUGUUUGAACAUGGCGGCUACUCAAACGACAAACCCGUCACAGCUGCUCCCGCUGGAGCUGGUGGACAAAUGUAUCGGCUCCCGAAUUCACAUCGUCAUGAAAACCGACAAAGAAAUCGUCGGCACCCUGCUGGGUUUCGACGACUUUGUCAACAUGGUCCUGGAGGAUGUGACAGAAUUUGAAAUCACACCAGAGGGAAGAAGAAUAACCAAACUGGACCAGAUCCUCCUCAAUGGCAAUAACAUCACCAUGCUCAUCCCUGGUGGAGAAGGACCUGAAGUGUAAACCCCUGGACGCUGAGACGGUUUUCUGUUGUGGAUAAAAGCCUUUCCUGUGUUGGUAUUCCUGAGUUUAUUAUUAUGUGAUUAUUGUUAUUACCGGUUUUCCUUCUCGAUCUCGAGGGAGCGAAAAUAUUUUUGUAGCCAGAUUCCUGACCGAGUGUUUGAUAAACGAGAAGCGCAUCGUGUCUCACACAUGACAAACAAAAAAAAAAGCUGUUUUUGUUACAAAUAAAUCAAAGAAUCUCACAAAA